CAGUAAUACUGCAUGGGGUGGAGGCUACAUUUUUCAUUGGUACCUCACAAAAAUAAUGCAGUAAAGUAGUUUUUGUAAGGGGAGGGUUUAAAUGUUAAAUAACAAAAUACAAAUAAUAUAGUUACAGUUAACCUUGACACAAAAACAAGACUGCACUGCGCUGAAUGAACGAAAUUAGCACAUACGUUUACCCACAAACAAAUAAGUGGGACAGAGGUCGUUUUUUUUUUUUUUGUUUCCCUUCAUACGAUAAUCAGUGCGACACUGAAAGUGGCAAGUUUUCAAGAAAGGCUGACAAACCAUGUACAAGUACAUUAGAAGGGGUGUGUGGACCAGGACAGAGUUGUUAUCAAGAGGUGCAUGGAAUGAUACACACAGUGAAUGCAGAAGGACAAGUAGAUGCCUUUCUCUAAUACACACAUGGAGGCCACAGAAACCCAUCACACAUCCAUUCACAAGGACAUUGCUCAGGAGUAGCCAUGUACGAAGCAGACAAUUGCCCAAUUCCUUUCCAGUUUUAGAUGGAGCUAUCCAGCCAAUUCACAGACAUGUGUAUGAAGCAAAUUUCCGCAACAGUACAUCUUGUCAUGCAAGGUACUCUGAGUGUAUGGAGAAAGUGGGGAAGGGAGGAGGGGACAAUGCAGUCCUCCGCCACACACAGAGGAACAAGAAGCUGCUUGUCUGGGACAGACUCCGGCAGCUCCUGGAUGGAGAGGAUUUCCUCGAGCUGUCUCCCUUUGCUGGGCUGGGAAUGCCCUAUGGGGAUGUACCCUCGGCAGGGUGUGUCACGGGUGUAGGUAAGAUCAGCGGGCUGUGGUGUGUGUUUAUUGCCAACGAUGCUACAGUGAAAGGAGGCACUGCCUAUCCAAUCACAGUGAAGAAGCAGCUGAGAGCCCAGGAUGUUGCCAUCCAGAACAGUCUGCCCUGUGUGUACCUAGUAGACAGCGGGGGAGGCUUCCUUCCGCUUCAGGCUGAGCUUUUUCCAGACAAGAACCAUGGAGGGAGAACGUUUUACAAUGAAGCCAUAAUGUCAGCCAUGAAAAUCCCUCAGGUGGCGGUAGUGUGUGGUUCUUGCACAGCGGGCGGUGCCUAUAUCCCUACUAUGGCAGAGGAGACUGUUAUGGUGGAGAGGAUCGGGACAAUAUUCCUUGGAGGACCUCCUCUUGUGAAAGCGGCUACAGGGGAGGAGGUGACUUCCGAGGAGCUCGGAGGAGCUAGACUGCAUGCAGAAGUGAGUGGCUGUGUUGACCACUUUUCUGCCAAGGAACAGGACGCCUAUGAAUGCACCAGAAACAUCAUUACGACGCUGAACUUUGAGCUGCCACUGGAAGACCUUUCAGAAGAAGAGCCUCUGUACAGCUCCUCAGAGCUCCAAGGCCUGGCCCCCCGAGAUUACACACACACUCUGGACGUCAAGCUGAUUGUGAGCCGCCUCACAGAUGGAAGCCGGUUUCAGGAAUUCAAAGCCCGGUAUGGAACUACACUAGUAACCGGCUUUGCCAGAAUUGAAGGGCACCUAGUUGGUGUUGUGGCUAACAAUGGCGAGCUGACCUAUGAAGCCGCUCUGAAAGGCAGUCAUUUUGUGCAACUUUGUGACCAGCGUGGCAUCCCUUUGAUAUUUCUACAAAACACACCUCCAUACUCGGCCGUUACAGCAACCAUAUCUCAGGCAGAGAUCAACACUAACAGACUGAAGGCCCAAGCCUCCAUGAUGUCAGCUGUAGCCUGUGCUUCCACCCCCAAGAUAACUGUGGUCAUUGGAGGCUGCUAUGGAGGGGAAAGCUAUGCAAUGUGCGGAAGAUCAUUCGAUCCCAAUUUCCUCUUCCUGUGGCCUAAUGCCAGAGUGGCCGCUGUGGGUCCUGGCCAUUCAGAAGAGCUCUUACAGGGGGCAGAGGCUGAGGUUGCACUGAAGGAAAAGAACCAGAUGAAGAAAAGGUUGGAGGAGGAGAGCUCAGCCUUCUAUUCCUCUGGGAGGGUCUGGGAUGAUGGAGUGAUCUUGCCAAAGGACACCAGAAAGGUACUGGACAAGUGUUUGAGGAUAAUUAAACAGCAGGACUACCAGCUCACAAAAGGAAUACAGAGCGGCCCUGUUCUUAGAAUGUAACAAUAAAACUGUUCAAUAAAGCUGUUUUAAAGAUGAAGUACAAUCAGAACCACCCCCUCCCCCCGGUGUGCAAUGUGUGCAAUGUGUUACUAGUUUUGUGCAACUAUUCAGCAACGAUAACAGGAAAGCAGAAGGAUCUCAAUGACUGCACAAGGUCCAGGGUAGUGGGUGCUUGUGCAUCCGGCUUGUCUGUCAACGCAGUGCAUUGACCACUGUGCCCAUUCAGACAGAAGACCACAGACAGGCACAGCGUAUUGUGACAAACGGCCAAGGUGCGUCAAAUUACAGAACCCAGCAACGGUGUGGGGCGCUCUAACUGGUCCCACUAUCAAGGCCUUUCUCUGAACAACAUAGUUGAUGCAUAAAUAGGUAAUGCAUAAUUAACUAGUUCUGGGACUGUGUAGCCAUGGUAAGGAAUCUCUUUAGAAAAUAUUUGUUGUUCUUGUUAAAUCAAGUGUGAUGCAGUGUUAUUCAGAUUUGCUAAUCCAGUCUUGGCUUUGUGUAACAAGUAGAAAUAUUUAGGUCAGGAAAGUUUUGUU
This is a messenger RNA of Polyodon spathula (Mississippi paddlefish), 2643 nucleotides long. RefSeq names its product methylcrotonoyl-coenzyme A carboxylase 2. Bases 302 to 2104 code for a protein of 600 amino acids. The record is from RefSeq and is a predicted model, not a curated record. Gene Ontology annotation, cellular component: mitochondrion; methylcrotonoyl-CoA carboxylase complex. Gene Ontology annotation, biological process: L-leucine catabolic process. Gene Ontology annotation, molecular function: methylcrotonoyl-CoA carboxylase activity. NCBI's taxonomy places the organism in Eukaryota, Metazoa, Chordata, Actinopteri, Acipenseriformes, Polyodontidae. The transcript is spliced from 13 exons.